Daphnia pulicaria is the source of this 1531-nucleotide messenger RNA. RefSeq names its product nucleolar protein dao-5-like (gene Non2). The record is from RefSeq and is a predicted model, not a curated record. The transcript is spliced from 10 exons. Gene Ontology annotation, cellular component: nucleus. The coding region runs from base 124 to 1386 and encodes 420 amino acids. NCBI's taxonomy places the organism in Eukaryota, Metazoa, Arthropoda, Branchiopoda, Diplostraca, Daphniidae.
CGGUCAAUUGUUGUAACGCUUGGAUGUUAGAGUACCUACACUGUACGAACAAAAGUUCCUGUUGAGACUUUGACUCUCUGUGAAUUUUACAUAGUUUGUUUAGUUUUCUCUUAAGGCUUUCUAAUGAGCAUGGCUGAUAUAAGUAAAGAAGACUUAAGAAAAGAAAUUGAUGGCAUCCUUGAAGGGGCUGAUUUAGACACACUGUCUUCUAAAAAAGUUCGGCAACAGUUGGAGGAAAAACUAAAAUUCGACCUCAGUGACAGGAAAAAGGAAAUUGAUGAAAUGGUCAUGGAGGCAGUAGAAAAGAAACCCCAUAUAGAAGACGAUACAUCCCCUAAAAGUAAACGAGAAGAUGCCAAAGAGGAAUCUAAUAAAGAGCCUGCAGCAAAGAAGAAGAAACCUGCAAAACUGGACCAAUCUGUGGAUGAAGAGGAUGAAAACUCAGAAAGUGAAGGAGAUGAUGAUGAAGAAGAAGAGGAAGAUGAUGAAGAUGAAGAUGAGUACAUACCUGAUAAAGAAGAAGUUUCUCCUAAAAAAAGACCAGCAAGACAACAAGAAAGGCGCCAGCCUGCCCGGAAAGCACCAUCGGAAAGCCCUGAAGCAAAAAUAAAAGCGCGACCUGCUCGAUCAAUUGCUGAAGAAAAGAAAUCCAAAGCCCCAAUCACCAAAACCAAAUCUAGUGAUUCGGAGGGGAAGUCAGCGGAAUCUGAAGAAUCUGAGGAAGAAUCGGGAUCGGACGUUGCCCCAGCACCACCCCCCAAAAAAGCACCAACACCCCGUGGAAGAAAGCCUCAAUCUAAACCCGUCCCAGUGGACGAGGACAGCGAAGAAAGUGAUACUGCUCCUAAAAAAGUAACGCCUAAGAAACGUCAACAAGAGUCUGGCAGUGAAUACGAAGAGUUUGACGAAGAAAACUCCGAAAGUAGCGAUGGAGGUAGUGAUGAGUCGUACAGUCCAGGAAAGAAGUCUCCUGGGAAAAAAAGAGGUCGAAGUGCUGGAAGGGGGGCUGUUGGCGGUAAGAAGAAGCGUGCUGAUAGUUCGGAUCCCGAUGACUCCGAUGAAGACUGGAAAAAAGCCUCCAAAAAGAAAAGAGGAACCCCAGCCAAGAAAGGAGAAGGUUCUACGACUGCUAAAGCAAGAACACCAAAGGGAGGAGUAAAAGCUGUUAAACUUAGUCCUGAGUUGUCAGAUAUUAUGGGAACCGAGUCCAUGCCUCGUCCGGAAGUUGUAAAAAAAAUGUGGUCUAUAAUCAAGGAAAGAAACCUAUAUGAUCCCAAGAACAAACAGUUUGCGGUUUGUGACGAACAAUUACAGAAAGUUUUUGGCGUUAAGAGAUUUCGUACAUUCGGCAUGAUGAAGUACCUCAAAGCUCAUUUCAUUGAUUAAAUUGAUCGGGAAAGUAAGCUUUUAAAGAUAAGGGAUCAAAAGCUGGCGUGCACACUGCGGAAUGAAUUAAGCUAUAUUGAUAGCAAAACAAAUGCGAAAUUUUUCUAUUUUAUUUUAUUUUAUUUUUCUUCCUUUUUGCGGGAUA